Pogoniulus pusillus (Red-fronted tinkerbird) is the source of this 4907-nucleotide messenger RNA. It is a transcript of the gene GTPBP2, whose product is annotated as GTP binding protein 2. Gene Ontology annotation, biological process: translational elongation. The transcript is spliced from 11 exons. Lineage: Eukaryota; Metazoa; Chordata; Aves; Piciformes; Lybiidae. The record is from RefSeq and is a predicted model, not a curated record. Gene Ontology annotation, molecular function: translation elongation factor activity; GTPase activity; GTP binding. The coding region runs from base 1044 to 2846 and encodes 600 amino acids.
UGCAGCGAGGGGGCAAAACUCCUGCUGUCCCACGGCCACUGAAGUCCCUCCGGCCGGCAGCGCUGUCGGUUCCGCUCACUCGCAGUGGAACGCCGUCUGCCCCACACCGCACUCCCCCCCCGCUGCCGCUAGGGGGCGCAGAGUGCUCAAUCCGCGGGAGCCGCCGUGUUUGGAAACAACGUGGCCGCAGCCCCAUUGGGUGCUGCCUCCACACACGGCGAGUGGAGGGCGGUCACAGCCGGUGGGCGGUGGGAGGAGGUGCUCCUUGCUGUUGGUGGCGGCUGAGGUUACUUCACAGCUGCCUUGGCUUUCUGGUAAAGGCAUCCAGUGUGUGAAAAUACUACGAGCCCUAAUCGAGCGUCGCCUUCUCCAGGGGAUGUGGCGGAGGAAACAGACUCGGUGACGAUGACAUCAGAGACUAGCAAAACACUCAAGUGAGGGGAAGCGGUGUGCGGCAGGAGAGUCUUGUGGUUCCCCAACCCGCAGCGGGAGUGUAAGGGGUCCUUUGGGGUAGCUCUGCGCUGAGCUGCAGACUCUGUGUAGUUAUGAAGAACAUCUAAACACCUUUAAAAACUCUCCUUCUCCUCAUUGUCGCUUAGAACGGGUACUUACAGUUCGCUGUCACUCAAGAAAGAACUUAGUGGCCAUGGCCCACCCCUAAGUGUGUAAACUGCGAAAGGGGAAAACCGCGGGUGCGGCAUAUGACGAAGGAAAGGGUCGGGACAGCGGCGGCGCCCUGUGUAUUGCUUACUGUGGCCACCAGGCGGCGCACUGUCCCUCGGACUCGAACUCCCGUCCGCCCCCGCGGAGAGAGCCCACGGGAGGCGCGAGGAGCGCGCCGCGCGGCGUGUCGGGAGCUGUAGUUCCAGUGGGGGCGCCGGGGCUGCCGGGAGCUGUAGGCGAGCGGCGGCCGGGACUCGGUUUCCCGUGGCGCUGCGCGGCGGUUGCUGACGCUGGGACCGGGGCGGCGGAGCUGGGGCGGGGAGCCCGGACAGGGAGCGGGCGCCGUACCGGGGCGGCGGAGCCGCGCCGCGCCGGCUGCCAUGGACUCGCGGGUGUCGGAGCUGUUCGGGGGUUGCUGCCGGCCGGCAGGCUGUGGAGCGGGUGGCGCGCUGCGCGGGCGCGGGGGUGCCGCGCCCGGUGGCGGCGGCAGCGGCUCGAAGGCGAAGAAGAAGAAUGGGCGGAGCCGGGGAGGCAAGGCCAGCAACCCGCCGUACCUGCCGCCCGAGCUAAAGCUGGUGAACCCCUCGCAGUACCGUUUUGAGCACCUGGUGACACAGAUGAAGUGGCGACUGCAGGAGGGCCGAGGUGAGGCUGUCUAUCAGAUCGGUGUGGAGGACAACGGGCUGCUGGUGGGCCUCUCGGAGGAGGAGAUGCGUGCCUCGCUCAAGACACUGCGCCGGAUGGCAGAGAAGGUUGGGGCUGACAUUACGGUGCUGCGAGAGAGGGAAGUUGAUUACGACAGUGACGUUCCAAGGAAGAUAACAGAGGUGCUUGUACGAAAGGUGCCUGACAACCAGCAGUUCUUAGACCUUCGAGUAGCUGUGCUGGGGAAUGUGGACUCAGGGAAGUCAACCCUGUUGGGUGUCCUGACUCAAGGAGAGCUGGACAAUGGGCGGGGCAGAGCACGACUCAACCUUUUCCGGCAUCUUCAUGAGAUCCAGUCAGGGAGAACAUCGAGCAUCAGCUUUGAGAUCCUUGGCUUCAACAGCAAAGGAGAGGUGGUAAAUUACAGUGAUUCCCGAACAGCAGAGGAGAUCUGUGAGAGUUCUUCCAAAAUGAUCACUUUCAUUGACUUGGCUGGCCACCACAAGUAUCUGAAAACAACCAUCUUUGGCCUCACCAGCUACUGCCCAGACUUUGCAAUGCUGGUGGUUAGUGCCAACACUGGCAUUGCAGGCACAACGCGAGAGCACUUGGGCUUGGCCAUGGCCCUCAAGGUCCCCUUCUUCAUUGUCAUAAGUAAAGUUGACUUGUGUUCAAAAGCCACCGUGGAACGGACAGUGAAGCAGCUGGAGCGCAUCUUGAAGCAGCCAGGCUGCAACAAGCUCCCCCUCCUUGUCAACUCAGAUGAUGAUGCUGUUACAGCAGCACAACAGUUUGCACAGUCUCCCAACAUCACCCCAAUCUUCACACUGUCCAGCGUUUCUGGGGAGAACCUGGAUCUUUUAAAAGUCUUCCUCAAUAUCCUCCCUCCGCUAACCAACAGUAAAGAGCAGGAAGAACUAAUGCAGCAACUCACAGAAUUUCAGGUAGACGAAAUUUAUACUGUGCCAGAGGUGGGAACAGUUGUGGGAGGAACUCUAUCAAGUGGGAUCUGUCGAGAAGGGGAGAAUCUAGUUGUUGGUCCCACUGACGAUGGGAAGUUCCUGCGGCUGAAGGUGUGCAGUAUCCAGCGCAACCGCUCCGCCUGCCGCGUGCUGCGGGCUGGGCAGGCAGCCACGCUCGCCCUCGGACCCUUUGACCGCUCCCUGCUGCGCAAGGGCAUGGUCAUGGUGAGCCCAGAAAUGAACCCCACCAUCUGCUCAGUGUUUGAGGCCGAGAUAGUGCUGUUGUUCCACGCUACGACUUUCCGGAAGGGGUUUCAAGUGACGGUGCACGUGGGCAAUGUGCGACAGACUGCUAUCGUGGAGAAGAUCCAUGGAAAGGACAAGUUGCGGACAGGAGAGAAGGCAGUUGUCCGUUUCAGGUUCAUCAAGCAUCCUGAGUACUUGAAGAUUGGAGCCAAGCUGCUUUUCCGUGAGGGAGUCACCAAAGGCAUUGGGCACGUCACUGAUCUCCAAGCCAUUACCACCAAAGAAAAUGGUGUGGAGGAUUCCCUGGGGCCUGGACAGCUGAGCUUCUGACUAACGCUAGGUCAGACAGAUCUCACCAGCAACAGGGGAGAAGGGUGGAAGCUCCUGUGGUUCUCUGAGCAAUGCCUGGGGCUGCUGCUGGCCCGUUACAGCAUGAGUUUACCUCCUCUGCACUGUAAGAUGGAGCCUGGGAAAGUUUCUUGCACCCAGUGCCAUACGUGGGGCAAGCUGAGCAUGUUCUCCACGUCGCCUGCAGCUUUUGUUACCCUGCUCUCAUUCGGAAUAUGUCUGAGGUGCUUGGCAGGCCUGGGUAGGCAAGUUGUGGCUUUGUUUUGAAAAUUAUUGGUUGGGAGGAGCAGAACCCUGAAGACUAGCAGUGAAGGGGAUAUUUUUCCAUCUCUAACGUAAGAUCUAGUCCUGUUUCUGCUCUCUGAGCACUGGGUUGUUAACAGUUCUCUCUUGAGUUAUCCUACAGCACAUCGCUCUGGGCAGGGGAUGGAAGAGGCCCUGCUACCCCCAGCAGGGGCUUGGUUGAAUCUCUCAAAAUUCAUUCAGGACACUUUUUAACCAUUUUAAUCUUGGUUGACUUCAGUCUGCUGUGUCCAUUUGUGUGUUGGUUUUGUAUUACUCCUAUCUGAGUGUCUUAUUGUUGGGCAAGUGUCCUAUUCCUGCUCAUCUGUGCACGCUCUUUCAGCAUCCCACUUUAUGACUUUUGGGAAGCUGUGGCUGCUCUAAGUGGCACAGCCUCCCAAAGUAAUAGCAUGAAGGCAGAGCUUGCACUCGCAGCUAUUCCUCGUAGCAGCUGGGCAGAAGACCAUUCUUUGGAAUCAAGUGGAUCCUGUGCCUAUGCUGGCAUGUGCAGGUUGUUUCCAUGGAUGCCUGGCUGCAGAUGUCAUCUGCAGGCAGCAGUGGUUUGCAGUAGGCUCUUAGUGUGGCUAUUCCAGAGCCUAGCCUAGCUUGGUCCUUGUGUGCUUGCCUUAAUGUGUGAGGAGGACAGGCUUUGUUACUAAAGCAGAAACAGAUGACUUCUAAUGUUUAGAUGUGAUUUGACAGUGGCAUGAUGUUUAUUUCUCUUUCUCCUCAAGAAAGACUUUUCUUUCCCUGGCCACUGGGGUUUGUUGUCGGAGGAAAGCUGGUGUUGCCAGCAAGGACUCUGCGCACGAAGGGUGGAGCACUUUUGUCUCCCACUCGCUGUCAUGCAGCUCCUCUGUGUGACCCUGGUGUUGCAGGGCCUGGAUAGCUGUACAUAGGCUUUUGGGUUUAUUGUUGACUGUUAGACCAAAUGUGUCAGCUGUGAGCAGCAGGCUUUCAGCCAGCUCUGACACGUAGUAUGGUGGCCUGCCAGCCCUGACCAAAGUGAAGCGUGAGGGCCUGUGAUAGCACUUGGACACCCAAACAUCCUUUCUGUGCUCAGAGCAAGUUCUGCUUCUGGGCUCCCGGCACAGGCAGUGCCUGCAGCACCGAGUGGCCUGUGCUGAUCUGCGGCUGUCACUAAGUGGCACUCUCCACGGGGCUGGGCUCUAGCAGGUAGGGGAGGUGGUGGCUGCGCUCUGCAAAGACCAUGCUGAGGUGUGGGAAGCUGAUGACAUAGUGGCAUGAGUGAAGGGAUUCAGAGACAGCUCGAGUGCAUUGUCCCUUGUGGGGAGCACUGACCCAGCUGGAAAUCUGCCUCUUUCUCAUCAGUGCAGCAAUGAGACAGCAGCCGCUGGCUCAGGGUCCCUGCCCUCUUUCUUCCCAUCCUGUCAGCAGUCUGGGUGUUGCACUGGCACAGACUUUCACCCGUACCCACAAAGGCAAACCCAGCUGCCAGCAGGCUCUUCCCUUCGGUGCUAGUGGGUCACAAAGAAAGCUGCGUGGGGUAUGGAGGGGACUCCAGCUGUUUGCAGUAGCCCUGGCAUUUUCUGCCCCAAAGUGGGCAUGGGGUGCUGUGACCCUCUCUGGAAUAGCUGAUGGCUGGUCUCACCUUAUCCCUGCCAUCUGUGACAUGACUGUUCUUGGUGCCAUGCUCUUCAUAAUUGCUGUUGUGUUGUCUUGAAUUUUUCUAAUGCUGGGGCUUGUUCCCAUUCCCCAAGCAUCUAUAUAUAAAUGUACAGAAUAAAGACGUUUUAUUGA